UAAGCGCAUUAUCCCUCUUUGAAGCUUUCAUGUCAUACAGUCCUUUCAAAAGCUCUACGUAAUCUGCUUUAAUUUUUUUUUUGGAAUUAAAUAUUUGCUUAAUUCCAUUCAUAUUGAGCAUUAAUAUCUCUAUAAAUGGAUGUCCAGUACUAUCACCAAACUCUGCUCUCCUUCGUAUUUUCCUUUUCUCCACUUCUUUCAUAUCUUUAUAUUUUUCCUGCCAAAACUCUCUUCUUAUAAAAGUUGUUUUGAAUGAAAUCUCUAAUUAGCCUUAUUCUCUCUGUUGAUGCAUAGAUGCGGUGUUUUGAUUCUUGAUGUUUGGGAUUAUGUCUCCAGUAAUCAGCGAAGUUCUUCUGUCUGGUUUUACCAUUAACUCAACUCUUCAUCGUCGUACUCACUUAGUUCAAUCCUUCUCAGUCGUCUUCCUCUACUGGAUCUACGUGUUUUCAUGAAACAGAAAACCUCAGUUUCCUUCUUCUUACUCUUUAAACUUCAUUCAAGAUCCCAACCCCUUGACUACAUUUCAGUUGUUAUUUACCUUUUGUAGCAGGGUUGCCUACCUUAUUUUCCAGACCAUUGGUAAGGAGUUAUGGCUUCUUCUAGUGGAACAUCUUCAAGGUCAGUAAUCCAGCUGAGGAACUAUGGUUCCAAAGAUGAUCAUCUCCAACAAGUAAUAAAUCAAAGGAAACGCAAAAGGUUGAUAUCCAACAGGGAAUCUGCUAGAAAAUCAAGGAUGAGGAAACAGAAGUAUUUGGAUGACCUAAUGGCUGAAAUGAGUCAACUCAAGGAGGAAAACAACCAAAUUGUGACUAACAUAAACAUGGUGGAUCAGCUUUACUUGAAUGUGGAAGCAGAGAAUUCUGUUCUCAAAGUUCAAAUGGCUGAGUUAAGCCACAGGCUACAGUCUCUAAAGGAGAUCAUUGACUACAAGACUUCAGCUAAUGCUGCAACGACAACUAAAGAAACUAAGGAUUUAUGGAACUAUUAUGGCGAAAACAUGAAUAAUGUUGAUAUUAAAGGUGGAGAUGAUUCCUUGAAUUUGCUCCAUGUUAAUCAGCUUAUCAUGGCUUCUAGUGAUGAACAGAUCAUUUGGUCGUUAUCAAAACAUGUAGAAUGAUAAAUUAUUUCAAGAAAAAAGAAAAAUGAGAGUUGAUAAUUGGUUGUUUCUUUUGUUACUAAGAAUAGGGGCUUUGGCGUAAUUAGUAAAGUUGUUGCAAUGUGACCAGGAGGUCACGGGUUCAAGCCGUGGAAACAACCUCUUGCAGAAAUAUAGGAUAAGGUUGUGUACUAUAAACCCUUGUAGUCCGGCCCUUCCCCGGACCCCGCGCAUAGCGGGAGCUUAGUGCACCGGGCUACUAUUUUUUUUUCUUUUGUUACUAUUAAGAUAAUACAAGUUCCAUUAUUAUGUGAGUAAAUUAAAUCACUGCAAUUCUCUUGUCGAGUAAAUUAAUGACUCUUUUGGGA
Nicotiana attenuata is the source of this 1464-nucleotide messenger RNA. Its product is annotated as bZIP transcription factor 11-like. NCBI's taxonomy places the organism in Eukaryota, Viridiplantae, Streptophyta, Magnoliopsida, Solanales, Solanaceae. The record is from RefSeq and is a predicted model, not a curated record. Bases 590 to 1117 code for a protein of 175 amino acids. Gene Ontology annotation, molecular function: transcription cis-regulatory region binding; DNA-binding transcription factor activity. The transcript has 2 exons. Gene Ontology annotation, biological process: positive regulation of DNA-templated transcription. Gene Ontology annotation, cellular component: nucleus.